Messenger RNA from Onychomys torridus (southern grasshopper mouse), 5845 nucleotides. It is a transcript of the gene Lamb1, whose product is annotated as laminin subunit beta 1. The record is from RefSeq and is a predicted model, not a curated record. Bases 182 to 5686 code for a protein of 1834 amino acids. Lineage: Eukaryota; Metazoa; Chordata; Mammalia; Rodentia; Cricetidae. Gene Ontology annotation, biological process: substrate adhesion-dependent cell spreading; axon guidance; cell migration. The transcript is spliced from 33 exons. Gene Ontology annotation, molecular function: integrin binding; extracellular matrix structural constituent. Gene Ontology annotation, cellular component: laminin trimer; basement membrane.
CAUGAGCAGAGGCGCCUCCCUCGGUUCCUCCCUAGGCGAAAGUUUGUAAUUCCCUUCUUUGGGCCGGUGGGCUGCCAGGAACCGCUAGAGCUCUUGAACAGCCGGGUGAGGAGAACAAAGUAGCUGAGCGAUUUGACCCCUUCCUCGGCCCAGCACUCCGCUUCUGUGGGAGCUGCAGGAAAUGGAAAGGCCCCUCUCCUCUCUCUUAACAUUUGCCUUCCCCCCCCUCUACUUCUCCAGAAAGGAAGACUGGAAGAAAAGGCAGGCAGCUUGUGUACGGCGUCCUCCUUCCCCUGCGGCGUCUCCUCGGCUGCAGAGACUGGACAUGGGGCUGCUCCAGGUGUUCACCUUCGGUGUCCUAGCCUUGUGGGUUACCCGAGUGUGUGCUCAGGAACCAGAGUUCAGCUAUGGCUGUGCAGAAGGCAGCUGCUACCCUGCCACUGGCGACCUUCUCAUCGGCCGAGCUCAAAAACUCUCAGUGACCUCAACAUGUGGACUGCACAAACCAGAGCCCUACUGUAUUGUCAGCCACCUGCAGGAGGACAAGAAAUGCUUCAUAUGUGAUUCCCAAGACCCUUAUGAUGAGGCCCUCAAUCCUGACAGCCAUCUCAUUGAAAAUGUGGUCACCACAUUUGCUCCAAACCGCCUUAAGAUUUGGUGGCAAUCUGAAAAUGGCGUGGAGAAUGUAACUAUCCAACUGGAUUUGGAAGCAGAAUUCCAUUUCACUCAUCUCAUAAUGACUUUCAAGACAUUCCGUCCAGCUGCCAUGCUGAUCGAGCGUUCUUCUGACUUUGGGAAGACUUGGGGUGUGUACAGAUACUUUGCCUAUGACUGUGAGAGCUCAUUCCCAGGCAUUUUAACUGGCCCGAUGAAGAAAGUGGAUGACAUCAUUUGUGACUCUCGAUAUUCUGAUAUUGAGCCCUCAACAGAAGGAGAGGUGAUAUUUCGUGCUUUAGAUCCUGCUUUCAAAAUAGAAGAUCCUUAUAGCCCAAGGAUACAGAAUCUAUUAAAAAUCACCAACUUGAGAAUAAAGUUUGUGAAACUGCACACUUUGGGAGAUAACCUUUUGGACUCUAGAAUGGAAAUCAGAGAGAAGUACUAUUAUGCCGUUUAUGAUAUGGUAGUUCGUGGGAACUGCUUCUGCUAUGGCCAUGCCAGUGAAUGUGCCCCUGUGGAUGGGAUUGAUGAAGAAGUGGAAGGAAUGGUUCAUGGGCACUGCAUGUGCAGGCACAACACCAAAGGUUUGAACUGUGAGCUGUGCAUGGAUUUCUACCAUGAUUUGCCAUGGAGACCUGCUGAAGGUCGAAACAGCAAUGCCUGCAAAAAAUGCAACUGCAACGAACACUCCAGCUCGUGUCACUUUGACGCGGCGGUCUUCCUGGCCACUGGGAAUGUCAGCGGGGGAGUGUGCGAUGACUGCCAGCACAACACCAUGGGACGCAGCUGUGAGCAGUGCAAACCAUUCUACUACCAGCACCCCGAGAGGGACAUCCGAGACCCCAAUCUCUGUGAACCAUGUACCUGUGAUCCAGCUGGUUCUGAGAAUGGAGGGAUCUGUGAUGGUCACACUGAUUUUUCUGUGGGUCUCAUUGCUGGUCAGUGUCGUUGCAAAUUGCAUGUGGAAGGGGAGCGCUGUGAUGUGUGUAAAGAAGGCUUCUAUGACCUAAGUGCUGAAGAUCCAUUUGGUUGUAAAUCAUGUGCUUGCAGUCCUUUGGGGACGAUUCCUGGUGGGAAUCCUUGUGAUUCUGAGACUGGGUACUGCUACUGUAGGCGACUGGUGACAGGUCAGCGCUGUGACCAGUGUCUGCCACAGCACUGGGGCUUAAGCAAUGAUUUAGAUGGAUGUCGGCCUUGUGACUGUGACCUUGGAGGAGCAUUAAACAAUAGCUGUUCCGAGGACUCCGGCCAGUGCUCCUGCCUGCCUCACAUGAUUGGGCGGCAGUGCAAUGAGGUGGAAUCUGGUUACUACUUCACUACCCUGGACCACUACAUCUACGAGGCCGAGGACGCCAAUCUGGGGCCUGGAGCCACUGUGGUGGAACGGCAGUACAUUCAGGACCGGAUUCCUUCCUGGACAGGACCUGGCUUCGUCCGAGUUCCUGAAGGGGCUUAUCUGGAGUUUUUCAUUGACAACAUACCAUAUUCCAUGGAGUAUGACAUCCUAAUUCGCUAUGAGCCACAGCUGCCGGACCACUGGGAGAAAGCUGUCAUCACCAUACAGCGACCUGGAAAGAUUCCAACCAGCAGCCGAUGUGGUAACACUGUUCCUGAUGAUGACAACCAGGUGGUGUCUUUGUCACCAGGUUCAAGAUAUGUCAUCCUCCCUCACCCAGUGUGCUUUGAGAAGGGAAUGAACUACACAGUAAGGUUGGAGCUAUCCCAGUACACAGCAUCUGGCAGUGAUGUGGAGAACCCCUACACGCUCAUUGACUCACUUGUUCUCAUGCCCUACUGUAAAUCCCUGGACAUCUUUACUGUCGGAGGCUCAGGAGAUGGGGAGGUCACCAACAGUGCCUGGGAAACCUUCCAGAGGUACCGGUGUCUGGAGAAUAGUCGGAGUGUAGUAAAAACACCGAUGACCGAUGUCUGCAGAAACAUCAUCUUCAGCAUUUCUGCUUUGAUUCACCAGACAGGCCUUGCUUGUGAAUGUGACCCUCAGGGUUCUGUGAGUUCUGUGUGUGACCCCAACGGAGGCCAGUGUCAAUGCCGGCCUAAUGUGGUUGGAAGAACGUGCAACAGGUGUGCACCAGGCACCUUUGGCUUUGGCCCCAACGGAUGCAAACCUUGUGACUGCAAUCUACAAGGAUCUGUGAAUGCUUUCUGCGAUGCUGUCACGGGCCAGUGCCAUUGUUUCCAGGGCAUAUAUGCUCGGCAGUGUGACCGAUGUCUCCCUGGGUACUGGGGCUUUCCCAGCUGUCAGCCCUGCCAGUGUAAUGGUCAUGCUGAAGACUGUGACACAGUGACAGGGGAGUGUCUGAGCUGUCAGGACUAUACCACAGGCCAUAACUGUGAAAGGUGCCUGGCUGGUUACUAUGGUGAUCCCAUCAUUGGAUCGGGAGAUCACUGCCGCCCUUGUCCUUGUCCAGAUGGUCCUGACAGUGGACACCAGUUUGCCAGGAGCUGUUAUCAAGAUCCCGUUACUCUCCAGAUUGCAUGUGUUUGUGAUCCCGGGUACAUUGGCUCCAGAUGUGAUGACUGUGCCUCUGGGUUUUUUGGCAAUCCCUCAGAUUUUGGAGGCUCAUGUCAGCCUUGUCAGUGUCACCACAACAUUGACACUACCGAUCCAGAAGCCUGUGACAAGGAGACGGGAAGGUGCCUCAAGUGCCUGUACCACACAGAAGGGGACCACUGCCAGCUCUGCCAGGAUGGAUACUAUGGUGAUGCUCUUCGGCAAGACUGUAGAAAGUGUGUCUGCAAUUACCUGGGUACCAUGCAGGAGCAUUGCAAUGGCUCUGACUGCCACUGUGACAAAGCCACUGGUCAGUGCUUGUGUCUUCCCAACGUGAUCGGACAGAACUGUGAUCAGUGUGCACCCAAUACCUGGCGGCUGGCCAGCGGGACCGGCUGUGAGCCAUGUAGUUGCAAUGCUGUGCAUUCCUUUGGGCCAUCCUGCAAUGAGUUCACCGGGCAGUGCCAGUGCAUGCCGGGCUUUGGAGGCCGUACCUGCAGCGAGUGCCAGGAGCUCUUCUGGGGAGACCCCGAUGUGGAAUGCCAAGCCUGUGACUGUGAUCCCAGGGGAAUUGAGACACCACAGUGUGACCAGUCCACAGGCCAGUGUGUCUGUGUGGAGGGUGUUGAGGGUCCACGUUGUGACAAGUGCACCAGAGGGUACUCGGGGGUCUUCCCUGACUGCACACCCUGUCACCAGUGCUUUGCUCUCUGGGAUGUGAUCAUUGGUGAGCUGACCAACAGGACCCAAAAAUUCCUGGAGAAAGCCAAAGCUCUGAAAAUCAGUGGUGUGAUUGGUCCGUACCGGGAGACCGUGGACUCUGUGGAGAAGAAAGUCAAUGAGAUAAAAGACAUCCUGGCCCAGAGCCCAGCAGCAGAACCACUGAAAAACAUUGGCAAUCUCUUUGAGGAAGCAGAGAAAUUAACCAAAGAUGUUACAGAAAAGAUGGCUCAAGUAGAAAUGAAAUUAUCUGAUACAGCUUCUCAGAGUAAUAGCACAGCUGGAGAGCUAGAUGCACUGCAGGCAGAAGCAAAAAGCCUUGACAAAACUGUGAAAGAACUGGCCGAGCAGCUAGAAUUCAUCAAGAACUCCGAUAUUCAGGGUGCCUUGGAUAGUGUUACCAAGUACUUCCAGAUCUCUCUUGAGGCAGAAAAGAGGGUGAAUGCCUCCACCACAGACCCCAACAGCACCGUGGAGCAGUCAGCCCUCACCCGAGACAGAGUAGAAGAUUUGAUGGUGGAUCAAGAGUCCCAAUUCAAGGAAAAGCAAGAGGAACAGGCACGCCUUCUGGACGAACUGGCAGGCAAACUGCAAAGUCUAGAUCUGUCAGCCGCUGCAGAGAUGAUCUGUGGAACGCCUCCAGGGGCUGACUGUUCUGAAAGUGAAUGUGGCGGCCCCAACUGCAGAUCUGAUGAAGGAGAGAAGAAGUGUGGGGGCCCUGGCUGUGGUGGUCUGGUCACUGUGGCCCAUAGCGCUUGGCAGAAAGCCAUGGAUUUUGACCGCGAUGUUCUGAGUGCUCUGGCUGAAGUGGAACAGCUCUCCAAGAUGGUCUCUGAAGCAAAAGUGAGAGCAGAUGAAGCUAAGCAGAGCGCUCAGGAUGUCCUGUUGAAAACAAAUGCUACCAAAGAAAAAGUGGACAAGAGCAAUGACAACCUGAGGAACCUCAUCAAGCAUAUCAGAGACUUUCUGACUGAGGAUAGUGCUGAUCUGGACAGUAUUGAAGCAGUUGCUAAUGAAGUACUGAAAAUGGAAAUGCCUAGCACUCCACAGCAGUUACAGAAUCUGACAGAAGACAUCCGGGAACGAGUUGAAACCCUUUCUCAAGUAGAAGUCAUUUUGCAGCAGAGUGCUGCUGACAUUGCCAGAGCUGAGAUGUUGCUGGAAGAAGCAAAAAGAGCAAGCAAAAGUGCAACAGAUGUUAAAGUCACUGCAGACAUGGUGAAGGAAGCGUUAGAAGAAGCAGAAAAGGCCCAGAUUGCAGCAGAGGCAGCAAUCAAACAAGCCGAUGAGGAUAUCCAGGGAACCCAAAACCUGCUAACGUCGAUUGAAUCUGAAACUGCAGCUUCUGAGGAAACCCUGACCAACGCCUCCCAACGCAUCAGCAAGCUUGAGAGGAAUGUGGAAGAGCUUAAGCGUAAAGCUGCCCAGAAUUCUGGGGAGGCGGAAUAUAUUGAAAAAGUAGUAUAUAGUGUAAAACGGAGUGCAGAUGAUGUUAAGAAGACUCUAGAUGGUGAACUUGAUGAAAAGUAUAAGAAGGUAGAAAGUUUAAUUGCCAAAAAAACUGAAGAGUCAGCAGAUGCCAGGAGGAAAGCUGAGCUGCUACAAAAUGAAGCAAAAGCACUCUUGGCUCAAGCCAACAGCAAGCUUCAGCUGCUAGAAGCCUUAGAAAGGAAAUAUGAAGACAAUCAAAAAUACUUAGAAGAUAAAGCUCAAGAAUUAGUGCGACUGGAAGGAGAGGUGCGUUCACUCCUUCAGGACAUAAGUGAGAAGGUUGCUGUCUACAGCACCUGCUUGUAACACAGGGAAAAGGUUAUAAGGAGGCUGCAGUGACCAAAGUAACUGACUACAUGGGAAAAUUGAUGCAGUCAUCUUCAGAAUAACUCAUUACCUAUUUAAUGUUUUUAUCCACCCACUUUUGUAUGGAGUUAAAUAAAAUACAUUGGUUUUGUAUAAAUA